CGCACCGUCGUCGUAGAAGGCACGCGCGUUUGUUGAGCGCAUGCGCGGUGACGCCAAAGUGAACGUUUCUAUAUUUGAAAAAAGUAAUAGACAGGAGUGAGUGUUGUAUUUCGAUCGAAAAUUAUCAAUAAAAUCGAUUAUUUGAAGGAUUUGUUGUGAUAUCUCCAGUAAACUCCAGUUUGAUGGAACUCAGUGAAUAUUAGAAAGGAAUUUUUCUAACGUGAAAACGGGUUUGCGUCCCAUGUUUGUUUGUUAUGUAUUUCGUAAUAAUUUUAACUUUGAAUAAAUAAUAAUAAAAUUAUUUACCUACAUCGUUUUAUCGUGGGUGUUUGAAUUCAUCGAACAUCGAUAUUGAUUGAUCAAUAUUCCCAACUGGAUUCUAAUUGGAAAGAUUAAACUUUGAAGGCGGGUCGCUAACAAGGAUAUAAACAACAAAACUCCUUCGCUACUGAACGAAAAAAUGGCGCGAUUAUAAAGAAAAAAAUAUUUUACGAUGAUUAGGACGUUCGAUAUUCAAAAGUGAUGACGCUAGGAUUAAAGUGAGUGUGUGUGAGUGGAAUAAAAUCAAGAUGGCGUCACAAAUGAUUGUAGUGUUAUUGUUAAUAGUUUACUGUGUGAGUGUGUAUGGACAUGUUGCCCUCACCUACCCUCCAGCAAGGAGGUACGACCUGGAUUUUCUGGAUAAUUCCAGAACAAAGCCGCCUUGUGGAAUGCCUAAAGGAACGUUAAAAACAUCAUUCUUAGCCGGAUCAACGUUUACAGUACAUUGGCAUUUGGCAUAUGCACACCGAGGUGGAUUUAGUUUGAGAAUAUUAGACGAAUUGGAAAGACCACUUCUUGACUUAACACCGAGGGCGGGUGGAACUGAAUUCGUCCGAGAUGACGUCACUGCCCAAAAAUACGAGGUUCGUCUCCCUAGCGACUUUACCUGUGAAAAUUGCACGCUGCAACUGCAGAGGGAAGCCGGCGAGUGGGGCAGCAACUAUCGAUUCUGGUCGUGCGCAGAUAUCGAUAUAUUGCCACGUAAAGAAUACCAUGAAACGUGUUCAGGGCAUGGUUUCUACAUCCUCGGACGGUGUAAAUGUAACAAGAUGUACUCCGGCCCUCGGUGUCAGUUCAGCGACGAGUGCUCCGAGGAUAAUGACUGCGGUCUUCGAGGGAAGUGCAUUGAUGUCAACGCCACCGAAUCGCCGACUAAGAUGUGUUAUUGUCCAUUUGGGUUCUAUGGAAAAGGAUGUAAUAAGAAGGCGCCCUGGAAGGACAAGAAAGUGAACUUAGGCCUGUACAGUAAACGUGAGAUGUCUAAAAACUUCAGCCUGUACUGGCGGAUACUGAAGGAAGACGCAGAGAUCGAGGUCAUCAUGAUGGUCAAUGGGACUUCAUAUGCAGGUGUCGGUUGGCGCCCUAAUGGUUUGACAAAGGAAUGUAAAAACUUCCCAGUGUUGGGACCUGUGGUCGAUGGAAAAGUAACAACACAAAAAACGGAACCACUACCAGAACCAGAACCGAAAUCCGAACCAGAACCCAGCCCCGAACCGGAACCGAGUCCAGAACCAUCUGCGGAACCAGAACCGAGUCCGGAACCGAAAUCAGAACCGGAACCUACUGCAGUUCCAGAACCGAAAUCCGCACCUGAACCUAACGCUGAACCAGAACCAACAGCAAAACCGGAUCCGUCUCCAGAACCAGAACCGAAUGCGGAACCGGAACCGAGUGUAAACCCAGAACCGGAGCCAACGAAAGUGCCAGAGAAUGAUAAUAGAAAUAAGAGAGUCGCUAUGCACUCCCUAGACGGGUUUGACUUCAAAAACCUUGGUAACGACGGCGAAGUCACGGUGAAAACUAGUGUUUCAUACCAGGUGUCCAGUUCAAAGGGUCGUAAGAAGCGCGCAGUAACGGAACCCACGGAUUCGGAUACAACGACCACUCAUGUUACCCAUAAACACUCCGUUGUAUCCACUGAGCCGACAGCUUCUCCCGAACCUACAUCCCAAACACAAUCGAGUCCCGUACCCAGUGUUAAACCAAAACCAAAAACCAAACCAAAGUUCAAACCAAAGUCUAAACAGUUAGCUGAACUUACAACUACACCUGAACCCAGCCCUGAACCGACGACGGUACCAGAACCUACUACUGUACCUGAGCCUAAAUCGGAACCUGAACCAACUACACAACCUGAACCUAGUCCUGAACCGGCAUCUAAUCCUGAACCUACUCCCGAACCCUCUACUGAACCAGAGCCUUCACCUGAACCUACCGCAGAACCGAAGUCACUCCCAGAACCCAGUUCUCAACCUGAACCUAGAUCUCUCCCAGAACCUAGUGCCAAGCCAGAACCGAAUUCGGAACCGACUCCAGAACCUAACACCGAGCCUGAACCUAAAACUGAACCAGAACCUAAAACUGAACCAGAGCCUAAAUCUGAACCUGAACCUAAAUCAGAACCUGAACCUAAAUCCGAACCUGAACCUAAAUCCGAACCUGAACCCAAAUCCGAACCAGAGCCUAAAUCAGAACCCGAACCUAAGUCAGAACCCGAACCUAAGGCUGAACCUGAACCUAAGGCAGAACCCGAACCUAAGGCAGAACCCGAACCUAAGGCAGAACCCGAACCUAAGUCAGAACCUGAACCUAAAUCCGAACCCGAACCUAAGUCAGAACCUGAACCUAAAUCCGAACCUGAACCUAAAUCCAAACCAGAGCCGAAAUCAGAACCUGAACCUAAAUCAGACCCCGAACCUACAUCUAUACCGGAACCGAAAUCGGAACCGGAACCAAAUCCUCAACCCCAUCCCGAACCCGAACCUACCGCAGCAUUGGAACCUGAGACAUUGCUAGUGAAGGGACUUAAAGAUGACGCAGGUUACUUCCCCAAUCACGAAUACGUACCGAAGUUCGACUUCAACCCAAUGGACUGCACCGACAUCGUUAUAGGAACCGCUAAGGGCAACUACCAUAGAGUACUCGACUAUUAUACUAGAGACAGGUCAACGCCCCGAGUGGACACAUUCUGGGGUGGACACGAUGACAUCACAGCCGCGUCCGGCUACGAGGAAAACGGAGUCACCACCAUCAUGUUCCGGAAGAAGAUUAAGGCGAAAGAGCCGACCGACCAUUCGAUAGUUGACGACAACAUGCACGUGAUCUGGGCGCGAGGUCAGGAGCCGGGCAAGUAUGUGCACUCUCCUCCAUCCGGGCUGGAGCGUGGCACUGCUUCUGUGGGAGACUUCUACCGUCCCGACGAGUUGAAAUACCAUGGACAUGGAUCGCAGAGGGGUGUUGCCUCUAUCAAUUUCUUCGAGGAAACCAAAGUAUCGAUAUCAGGCGGUAUACUACCACUACCUGACAAGUGUGGGGGACAAUGGCGUCUCCCAGCAGACUGCGACCCAGCCAACAAGACGUGUGACUACGUCGCCACCUGGGAGUACCUGGGGCAGAAACGUGGCAAGGACUCCGUCCGGUUCACCAUAUCCACGAAACAGACCAAACAUUGGACCGGAAUUGGGUUCAGUGAUAAUAAGAAGAUGUCUCAAUCGGACGCUAUAAUAGGCUGGGUGGACUCCCGGUCUGGCCGGCCGUUCAUAAUGGACACCUGGGUGUCUGGAUAUUCCGCGCCCCGCGUCGACCCGCGACAGGAUCUGUCCCAGGAAGCUGGCAGCAUGGUCGACGGUAUCACCACUUUGAGCUUCGUCAGAAAACGGAAUACUGGUGAUCAGAAGGACCUAGGCUUCACAGACACGCAGUGCUUGUACAUGAUGUUCAUCCCCCAUGGGGGUGGCUUCGACCCGGCCAACAAGCGGACCAGCAAACAUAUGCAGACUCCCAUCGUCACUGACGAGAGGGUCUGCAUCAAGCCGUGUGGGCCUGAACCAAUAGAGGAAGAGGUAACAACGGAACCGGUAAUACCCGGGCAAGCGUCGUACACGAUGCUCAUCCGGAUCACAGGCCUAGCGGACAGUUACAAGCCCCCGGCGGCUGGGAGCAAGGAGUUUGAUGAGCUCAGUAAGACGGUGGCAGACAGUCUCGCCGCUGAACUGGGGAAGAAUAAGGGAUACCACGGUCUUCUCGUCAACGGGUUCAUGCAAAACGAAACAAAAGCGAUAAUAGCAGAACUGACUUUGAAAUCGAUUGAGUCCAACUCGAUAGAGGGCUCCACUGGUCGCGCCCUUUCCUCUGACAAUAGUACGGAGGACGGCGCUGAGCGCUGGGAGAGGGCCGUGAGGGAUACACUCGCACAGGGACGUGUUGGAAACCUUAAUGUAGAUCCCGAGUUUCUGGUGUUUGAGCCACAGAGCUUACUAUCAGAACGUCCGACGGAGGAGACAACAGGCAAUGCACGCAUGUUUUUCGGUCUAGCAGAAACCAAGUUGUACGUCGUAGUUGGAUGCGUUGCUGCAUUGAUACUUGUUGCAUUACUGCAGGCUGCAUGCACUGUCUAUAGGAGCCGGAGUGCCACUAUACAGACUAAGGACCAACUAAUACCAAGUUCAGCAUGGAAGGAUUACUCCUCGGCGAACACGAACUACGCUUUCGAACCUUUCGAAAACGAUGACAAAUAUAACAGCACCACAUCGACGGCACCUUUACGCCACAGACAGACCCCAUUAAGGCCUACAGACCCACCCCCACCCAGACCCGGCAGUGCCAACAAACACCCAUCAAAACCCAAAUCAAACGGAGUCAAUGGGCAGCAUGGGGUCAAUGGGCAACAUGGGGUCAACGGCCAACAUGGGGUCAACGGCCAACAUGGGGUCAGCCACGAAGUUAGACAUGGGAUGAAUGGACAUGGGACCAAUGGGCGGAUGACCCCGAAACAUCAGAAUAGUGCGGCCCAGUACUAUCAUGAGACAAGGUCUUUACAAAGGCCUAGAGGAGGCGGACAGUAUGGAUACACAGGUCGCCCCGACCGCGAGCGUGCGACGUACUCGCUGCCACGCGGUGCCCGAGGCCCGGAACCCGGGCUUUCUGCGCAUCCUGACUUUUACUUCAUGCCGUCACAGCGUAAAUACGAAGGUGAAGUAGUAAAAGUUUACGUAGACUAUAGAGGCAGACACCAGUAGUGUAGUGGGUAGCAAAAAGGUUAUAUUAUGACAAUUGGUACUAAUGAGGGUCAUUGUGAGUGAGAUAACUUACUCACGUACGUAGCUUAUAAAGUAGAAAUUAGCUUUCGCAGAAUGCAGACAUUCGAGAUUAAAAUUUUUGACAUUGAACAAAAAUUUAAACAAGCGCCAUCUGUUGAGCAAAAAAUUAAAUAAAACGGUAGUUCUCACUACCUACA
Messenger RNA from Spodoptera exigua (beet armyworm), 5278 nucleotides. The record is from the annotation of a GenBank genome assembly. NCBI's taxonomy places the organism in Eukaryota, Metazoa, Arthropoda, Insecta, Lepidoptera, Noctuidae.